AUGUUACGGUCUCUCCCCAUUCUACUCCUCCACUCCGCGCUCUCCUGCAAGCCGACCCCAUCUAGGCUCCUCUCCUCCUCCUUCGCCGCCGCCGCCGCGGCUGCCACCGGCUCCAUUGCGCGGGGCGGCGGGGCGCAUGGCACCGUCUCGGCCGUGCUGGAGAUCGUGGGGCCCAUCGAGCUCCUCUUGCCGUCCUCCGAGGCGCGCCUCUACGUGCGCCUCCUGCGCCGCUGCGCGCUCGACGCGCUCGCCGCCGGCGCCGGCGCCGUCCACGGGCACGUCCUCAAGCGUGGCUUCGCCCCCGACACGCUCGUCUCCAACGUCCUGAUCGACACCUACGCCAAGGGCGGCUCCCUGGCGGCCUGCCGCCACCUGUUCGACGAAAUGCCUCACAGGGACGUGGCGUCCUGGUGCACCGUCAUCUCCGCGCACGCCAGCCGGGGCCUCUGGGUUGAUGCCAUCGGGGUGUUCAAGGGGCUGUUGUCCUCUGAGGUGAAGCCAAACCGGUUUGUCAUCUCGGCGACGCUGAAUGCAUGUUCCAGGUCUGGUGUCAUGGAGCUGGGGCUCAUGGUACAUGGAUUGGUGAUCAAGUCUGGAUUGGGUGUUGAUAGGUUUGUGGAGGUUGGAUUCGUCGAUAUGUAUGCGAAAUGUGGCAAUGUAGGCUGCUCUUUUAGGUUCUUCAGUGAAAUUCCGGUGAAGAGCUCAGUUGCUUGGAAUGCAGUGAUUUCAGGUUUUAUUGAGAAUGGCUGUGUUGUGGAGGCUGCUGAGCUUUGCAAGGAUAUGCAUAGAGUUGGCAUUGCAAUGGAUGUGGUGACAUUGAGGUUAGCUGCUGGCGUCGCUGCUUUUCUUAGAAUGUUUGAGCUUUGCAGGAAUGUUCAUGUUUAUGCACUUAAAGUGGGGUUGGGAAGAGAUUGUUAUGUUCUGUCUGAGCUGGUUAAGUCAGCCGGGAGGGUAGGUGAUACGCAGUACAUUGGACAGCUUGUUGCUGCAGCUAGAAGGCGUGAUGCAUCUUUGUAUUCUUUAGCUAUAUCAGGCUAUCACUCAAAUGGUUGCCAGGAUGAAGCAGUGAAGCUAGUUGAACAUCUUCUUUCUUCAGGCCUCAGUUUAAGGGAAGGGGAUCUGGUCACCGUUCUAGAUGUUUGUCAUAUCAAAGAGGAAGUUCAGCAAGUGCAUGCUUAUACAUUGAAAUCUGGAUGCUUCAGUUAUAUUAAUGUAUGUAAUGCUCUUAUAUCGGUAUACUCUGAAAUAGGAUCAUUGAUGCAUGCUGAAGCAAUCUUCAAAACUUCAGAGUCACGAGAUGUUGUAUCAUGGGCUGCAGUCAUGGCAGGCUGUGUCAAGAACCUCCAAUUUGAAAAAGCAUUUGGUUAUUUUAGAGGGUUAAGAAAUUCUGGAGCACUAUUAGAUCAGCACUGUGUUGCUACUAUCAUAAAUUCAUGCACAGGACUUGAAGACAUGGAUAAGGGAGAGCAGAUUCACGCUCUGGCUCUUAAAGUUGGGAUAUUGGUUGCUGACUUUGUUAGUGCUUCCCUAGUGAACAUGUAUGCAAAAUGCCAUCAUAUUAAGUGUGCUGCUGAGCUUUUCUCCCACACACCUUUUCCGAGAAAUCUAGUUUUAACUAAUGCGAUGCUCUCGGGGUAUUGCUGGAAUUUAAUGCCAGAGAAAGCUCUUCUGCUCUUCUGCAGUGAAUAUCGUUCUGGUCUGCACCCUGAUCAUUUCACUUGCUCAACUGUUCUCAGUGCAUGCACUGAUAUAGGAGCAAAGGAGGCUGGUGAACAGGUUCAUGGCUAUCUUGUAAAGAUUGGUUCUGAAUACAUGGAUGCCAUUGUUGGAAAUGCUAUCAUAGACCUUUAUGUCAAGUGUGGAUGCAUUGCCAGUGCUUGUAGUUUUUUCCAUAGCAUGAGAAGUUGGAGCAUAAAUUCAUAUGCAAUGCUAAUGUUGGGCUACAUUCAGAACAGAUGUAGUGAUGAAGCUCUUCAUCUUUUCUCCAAAAUGCAGCACAGUGGAUUGCGUGCAAACCGUGUUACCUUUGCAAGGAUUUUGCGUGGAUGUGCUGACCUAUGUGCUAUUGAUUUAGGGAGACAAGUGCAUGCUUCUAUUGUAAAGAUGGGUUUGAUCUCUGAUGUAUAUGUCGCAAAUGCACUUGUAGGAAUGUAUAAAAGAUCUGACGGUUUGAUGGAACCAAGAAGAGACUCUCAAGAAAUUUUGGCAGGAAAUGGUCCAGAACAGAAUACUGAAGAUAGCUGCUAUUCAGAACAAAGGGAUGGAAGUAGCGACCUUGAAGAAAUUGGGCUGUUUACGUUGGAAGAAGAGAAAAAUCAUGAAGCUUAUGCUGAUGUGCGGAAUAUUUCUAUUGGUGCUGCUUCUCAGUACUACGGAACUCCACUUCCCAUCCAUGUGGUUGGACAGGAACUUAGGAUGAACACUAUCAUGUGGAGUGGAAGAAAUGAGAAGGGCAGUGAAAGCAAUGUUUUUCUAGAUACACAAUAUCAGGGAAACAGAGGUGGAUCUCACAAGCUGUUUAGCUUGUUACACGUGCACAGCACUGGAUCUGACCAAUUCGUCCUAGUUGUCUUCAUUGACAAUAGCCUUAAGAUAGAGGAUACAAGAUUUGUUAAUACCGAGUUAAUAAGAUCUGGUGUUGCACCAGCACUCGGCAUUCCUCCUUGA
Triticum turgidum subsp. durum (durum wheat) is the source of this 2667-nucleotide messenger RNA. The record is from the annotation of a GenBank genome assembly. NCBI's taxonomy places the organism in Eukaryota, Viridiplantae, Streptophyta, Magnoliopsida, Poales, Poaceae.